CAUCGCGAUCCACUCAAAAUCGAAGACAAAACCAAGUUAAAUUACUGGUUUUGCAAUUUCGUUCUAUAAAUAGCGUUGACAUAAGCAGUAACUUUCUGUCGGCGAUAUCAGCCGAAUGUUUCCGAAAACAGUCGUUUCUUUUCGUGAAAAAAGCAUUGUAAUUCCAAUUUUCUCCGAGUGACCUCGGCAGUUUCCGCGCUAACAAAAACUUUGAUGGCGGAAAAGGCCAGUUUUCGCCGAGGACUUACGGUCAGUACCCUUUACGACUUUUACGACAUACCGCAAAUUGGAAGCAAAAGUAAACAAAAAAAUUAAUCGAAAUACUGCUGUCAAAAUUGAACAAUGAAGUUUCUACCCCCAGGGUAUAAUACUAAAGAGCUUGAACAGCCUGCGAAAAACAAAUGGAGGUGGCAAUGGCUGUCAGAAGUCGAUUCGAAGGGUGUGAAAUGGUCCGAUUGGCUCCAAAAGAUAGAAGUAUGUGGUGUGGCUUUUUGCAGUCUGUGUUGGAAAACAAUCAACUACAAAUCAAACGGAAAGAAAGCACUCAAACUUCAUUGCGAAGAUGCAAACCAUCAGAAAAACCAUAGGGUAGUGAAAACCAAUACGGUCCUGCCUGGGUCUUCACAAGCCAGUAAGCAGUCUGAGUCUAUGCUAGACAGGGUCGCCAAGCAACGUGCCAUUACAGCAUCUUUCCUGAGUGAACAUUGCCUGCCAUUCACAUUGGCACCAGGGAAACACUGGUUAAGAUCAAUCUGUGUAGGGGUCUACUGGAUGUGUUUCAAGGGUUUGUGAAACAGUUCCAGAGUGAAAAACCCUUGAUUCACACUCUUCACACUAGAAUGACAGAGGUAGCCACAGAACUGUUGGGAAUGUUUAUGAAACCUGAGAAAAUUCCAGACAGUAUCACUAAGUUGAUGAAAUUAGAUGUCACUGACAGAACUCUCCAGAAACCGGACAGAGGUAUUGGUGUAGGGAAAUAUGCAUAUACGGAACUCAACAAAGCAAGAAUAGACAAAUCAUGCAGGCACUGGGUUCAAAAUCUGUAUGCUAACCUCCGACAUGGGUAUGUCAUGGCUGCCAAAAAAAUGCUAAAAAUGCCAAUUGACAACAAAACACUGCGUUGGAUGACUGCCUUGGACCCAGACUUAGGUAACCACAGUCAAACCUCUAGUGCCUUAAAGCGAUUAGCUAGUUGCUUGCCAAAUGUGUUUUCUGACGAACAGAAUGGGCAUCUAGCUGAAGAGAUUGACAAGUACUGUGUUGAUCCACAAGUGAAGGAUGUGAGGUCGGAGUUCAAUGAGGAGGACAGAAUUGAUACUGGCUUCUGGACCAAAGUGUUCAAAAUAAAAACUUUCACAGAGGUCCGCUACCCAAUGCUGAAGAAGCUUGUUAUGGCUCUACUGACCAUCUUUAGCGGACCUUUGAUUGAAUCCACAUUUAAUAUCAUGGAUGAUAUCAUAGAAAAAGACAGGACCCAGCUAACAGUGGUCAACUAUGAAGCUGUGGCCAUUGUGAAGACUUCCCUAAAGAGAAGAGCUGAAAAAAGCACUAAAAUGAGAGUUAGUAGAAGUAUGAUAAAAGCUUGCAUAAAUGCAUAUGCAUCUUAUCAAGACUAUCUGAAAAUAAAAAGGGAAGAAGUGGAAAAGAAAAGGACAGAGAAAUUGAACAGCUCUAUUCAAAUGCUGAAAUUGGAGAAAGCCAGUAGAAUAGCCAAGUUAGUGAGACUGAAAAACAGAAUAGUCAACAGAAAAAGGAAAGCCACUAGUGGUUCUAGUUGUGGACACCAGUGGAAACGAAUUAAAUCAAUAUAGACAGGCCAUCAAAAAUUCAGUUUAGGGACUCUGAUAUAUUUUGUAAAUGCUUUUAACAAUAUCUUGUAUAAAUUUUAUAUCCACUAGUGAUUCUGUUGGGACACCCAGUGGAAAAGAAAUAUAGGCAGACCAGAGAACAUUUAGUUUAGAGACUUGUAAUAUUUUGUAAAUAUUUUCUUAGCAAUAUUGUUGUAUGUAUUUUAUAUAUGUUUGUGUAUGUACAAGUUAUUAAAUGUGCUGUUUAACUUGAUAAAAAUAUA
Molecule: messenger RNA, 2071 nt
Organism: Mya arenaria
Lineage: Eukaryota; Metazoa; Mollusca; Bivalvia; Myida; Myidae
Exons: 2
Coding region: 840-1811 (323 amino acids)
Source: RefSeq, a predicted model, not a curated record